Cucurbitaria berberidis CBS 394.84 is the source of this 2339-nucleotide messenger RNA. RefSeq names its product phosphodiesterase/alkaline phosphatase D precursor. The transcript is spliced from 2 exons. Lineage: Eukaryota; Fungi; Ascomycota; Dothideomycetes; Pleosporales; Cucurbitariaceae. The coding region runs from base 212 to 2080 and encodes 622 amino acids. The record is from RefSeq and is a predicted model, not a curated record.
AGCAUCUCAUUGGGAUAAAGCCAAUUUCUAGGCCGCCUGUUCCUGCAGCCAUGACGCAGUUGACGUGGAGAAGAGACCAGGAGCCAGCUCACAUAGCUCUUGGGAGCUUGCUAAUGGGUUGGAAACUACAGGCUACAAAAGGCCCGCAGCCUCGUAGCUAUGUUCCAGGUCGGAUUCCUUUUAUUCUUCUAUACUAGAGCCAAUCGUUAUUAUGCAGUUUCCGCUUCUCUUGCUGCUUUCUCUGGCGUCCAGUGCCAGCGCCAGCUGGUCCAAGAACCUCAAUUACCGGUCGCCGUCCACCCACCACCCCGCGCUCGGUAUCGCGAUUCAUAAAGUGGUAAAGAGAAAUGAGCCAGGGAGCAGCUACCCUGCUUCUACGUUGAAUUUCACACACGGUGUCGCAUCUGGUGAUCCAUACCCUCAGAGCGUUAUACUCUGGACGCGCGUGGCUCCACAAAGCGAUAAUUCGCAGUCCAAUAAGACUGUCUCCGGAUAUGCACCCCUCUUCGACCACGAUAACGAGAAGUAUGUCAAAAUUUCGAAAGCGCCAAUCUGUGUAGAGUACAAGAUUGCCGCGGACAGGGACCUUACCAAAGUGGCAGACUCUGGCACGGUGUUUACCAGCUCCGAUGUAGACUUUACCGUAAAGGUUGAAGCUACAAAUCUAGAAGCGUACACUACCUACUAUUACCAGUUCAGCGUGUGCAAUUCGAACAACAAAAGUCCUCUCGGACGCACAAAGACGACACCCAAUGCCGACGAUGAUAUCACCAAGGUUUCCAUCGCCGUUUACAGCUGCGCUAAUUAUCCAUUCGGGUUCUUCAAUGCAUACGGUAACACUGUGCGAAAGGACUCGGUCGACUACGUUGUACAUCUUGGAGACUACAUCUACGAGUACAAGAACGGAUACUAUGGCUGGGGUGACAGUAUGGGUCGAAUUCCACUGCCGAACAAGGAAAUUUUCUCUCUCUACGACUAUCGCAAGAGGAUUGCGACGUAUCGGACAGACUUGGAUCUGCUCGCCAGCCACCAGCAAUUCCCCUGGAUUCCAGUUUGGGACGACCACGAAGUCGCCGAUAAUACGUACCGAGAUGGCGCCGCCGAACUCAACAACACGGAAGACUCGUUCAUGAAGGAUGGCGGCAUCUCGGUCGAUCAGCGAAAGAUGAACGCGGUCCGAGCCUACUAUGAAUGGAUUCCUAUCAGACAAGUCGAUAUGGACGAUAAUCUCCGCAUCUGGCGCUCCUUUUCCAUCGGCAAGCUGGUCGACCUCCUGAUGCUCGACACCCGCCAAUACGAUCGCUCCAUCACAGAUCUCUACUGGAACACCGACUACAUUCACAAGAUCUCGGACGAUGCCGGACGCUCGCUCAUGGGUUCGCGCCAGGAGAACUGGUUCUACCGCAAGCUUUCAGAGUCUGCCGAACGAGGAGCAACAUGGCGCAUCGUCGGCUCCCAGAUUAUCUUCUCUCGCAUCGACCUCGAGCCCUUCAAGGGGACAAAGAACCCGCUGAACUACGACACGUGGGACGGAUACCAAUCCAACCGGAACCGCACGCUGCACCACCUGUACAGCAACGAGAUCAACAACAACAUCUUCCUUGCCGGCGACUCGCACGCAUCCUGGGUGAGCGACCUCGUCUGGCUCGGCGAGAAGGACUACAACUCGAGUACAGGCGCAGGCGGCAUUGGCGUGGAAUUCGCCGGUUCUGCCGUAACCUCUCCGUGUCCAUACGGCGAGAACAUCACGCUUGCCAACGCGAACAACUUCUCCCGCAUAAUCGAGUCCUCGAACACGGAGCUGCAGUGGCAAGACCUGUACUACCGCGGCUACUUUGAGCUGCACUUCACGCACGACGAUGUGCAAGCCAACUUCUUCGGGAUGCCGGACAUUCGCACGAAGAAUGCGUGGGAGAUUCCGCUUGCUAACUUCACGGUGAAGAGCGGGGCGAAUAGGCUGCAGAGACCUGUUGCGGGGGGUGUUGUGGAGAGCGGGAGCUUGAAGUUUGGCAAGGUCGUGCAGAAUAAUUUGACUCUUGAUACGGAUAAUGGGACGUGGUUUGUCAGCCAUCCUAAUUAGAGUGUGUGUUGUAGAUGAGGGGAAAUGUGGAGGAUAUGUCAAACUUGAUGUAUACAAAGAUGUUGAAUUGAAUGGAAAGAGAAGGGUAUACAGCGCUACCCUACCUGGAUUCGACUGUGAAGUGCAGCUAUGAGAUUGAGUUGCCUGUGCAUUCAUUAUUCAAGUGCCCUACCUGCACGGCCAAGAGCCAUGUCUUGAGAAUACAGCUUCCAUCGGCUGAGAGGACGACUGUACAAAAGACUUCAUAGAAUAAAGGAAG